GAAAUCGCACGAGGAUUCUCGUGAGAAUCUCUAUUCAUUCUUCCUGGAAUUAUGCUGCCAGCGCGAAUAUAACUACCGAUGUUAAUACAAAAUUAUCAGAACAUCUAUCAAAAACAUUGACCGAAGAGUGAUAAGGUCUAUCUAUUUGUUCUGAAUACAUUUAUUAUUCUUCCUCAAGUCGAUGCGUAUACUCGUUUAAGAACCGACAGAAAGCGAUAACGAAUCGAGAAAGGUGCUGAGUCAGCUGAGGAGUCCAGGAGUCAUUUUCGAGGAAAGACGAGCUGUUGAAUUUUCGACGGAAAUUCAAGACAAAAUCGCAAAAGCCGUGAAAAAAAAUCCACGAAAUGGCAACUAAAAACGUUAAGGAUGAUACUUCUUCAGCUAGUUCAUCGAGCAAGCUCUUCACCCGGGCAGAAGUAGCAAAACAUAACGAUCACAAGGAUACGUGGAUCAUCAUUCAUAACAAUGUUUACAAUGUUACUUCUUUCCUUAAUGAGCACCCUGGAGGUGAAGAAGUACUCUUGGAACAAGGUGGAAAUGAUGCUACUGAGCCGUUUGAAGAUAUUGGGCAUUCCACUGAUGCGAGACAAAUGAUGGAAUCAUAUAAAAUUGGGGAAUUGAUAGAAGAAGAAAGGAAACAAGAUAAUGGGAAAAAAGAUAGAGAUUGGUCUGCUAAUGGCGAAGAUAAUUCUAGUCAAUCAUGCUGCAUCGUGAUGUGAUUGGCAAUUGCAGUUCUUGGCGGUCCUGGUUGAUCCCGAUCGUUCUUGGGGUAUUCGCGACCCUCGUCUAUCGCUACUUUGUCAGCACCCAUUAAGGCGUAACAACUCGGGACCCUUUCUUCACGUUAUUUACUUGUUAAUACAUAUGUAUAUCGAUCGAUAUUGAUCGCUAUGAUCAAUUGUUGUACAUUUUACCCGAAUGUAUGUCGCGCACUUAUUAUAAUUGUUUUGUAUGAACCAAAUAGCAUUUGCUGGCCUAGCAGUUGAAACUGAGAGAGAAAGAGAUCGGCCAACACGAUGUAUUAUAUAAAUAACGCGCAUUUAUAUAUUUAUAUGUAUACAUUCGUAUACACACAUACUGGUAUAUAUAUGCAUAUGUAACAUGUAGCGUUUAUACGCGACAUUGUUCCCUGCAAAAAUUGACGAAAUAUACUAAUUUAAUUCCUUAGAAAGAAGGACCUCAAAAAAAAGAAGUAAAUCCCGUCCGUCCUUAAAUCCUUGAGCGACAAAAUAGUACAGACGCACACAAGAAAAUAAUGCUUAUUCGCAAAAAUUACUCAAUUUAAUUGAGGAGGAUCACCAAUAAAUGGAACAAGUGACAACAUU
This is a messenger RNA of Camponotus floridanus (Florida carpenter ant), 1325 nucleotides long. RefSeq names its product cytochrome b5 (gene Cyt-b5). Gene Ontology annotation, molecular function: heme binding. Gene Ontology annotation, cellular component: intracellular membrane-bounded organelle; membrane. Bases 345 to 719 code for a protein of 124 amino acids. NCBI's taxonomy places the organism in Eukaryota, Metazoa, Arthropoda, Insecta, Hymenoptera, Formicidae. The record is from RefSeq and is a predicted model, not a curated record. The transcript is spliced from 4 exons.